Notothenia coriiceps (black rockcod) is the source of this 1618-nucleotide messenger RNA. RefSeq names its product mitogen-activated protein kinase kinase 6 (gene map2k6). Gene Ontology annotation, biological process: protein phosphorylation; MAPK cascade. The record is from RefSeq and is a predicted model, not a curated record. Lineage: Eukaryota; Metazoa; Chordata; Actinopteri; Perciformes; Nototheniidae. The coding region runs from base 300 to 1310 and encodes 336 amino acids. The transcript has 12 exons. Gene Ontology annotation, molecular function: ATP binding; MAP kinase kinase activity.
CUGUCAGACUUUGGCCACCCUAAAAGUGUAGGUUUUGUUAGCAAACUAACUCGAACUGUUCAACCCGCGCAGACUUUAUUCAAAGUUGUGCAUCCAUCUGCGGAUUGAUCUUUGAACGCGCCAGCUGGUGAUUGUAGCACUAAGAUUGCACGAAGACGAACUGUUUAGUUUUAAUCGCUGCUAGUUUUUGCACAAGCCAGCGAUCCUGAGCGGGUGUAAGGCUAGAUGCAGGGAGGGAGGGAGUAAAAAAAGGCAAAAGUCUUUGUGCUUCCCUUCCCCCUCAUCAAAGCAAAGGGGAAAUGUCUCUGUCUAAAGGAGGGAAGAAGAAGAACCCUGGGCUGAAGCUGGCCAAAGAAGUGUUUGCACAGCCCCCCCCAGCAGCAGCAGCGCCCCCUCGAGAUCUUGACUCGAAAGCUUGCGUCACAAUUGGAGACCAGAACUUUGUGGUGAAGGCAGAUGACUUGGAGCAGAUUGGAGAGCUGGGCAGGGGGGCGUACGGCGUGGUCGACAAGAUGAAACAUGUGCCCAGCGGUGUUAUCAUGGCUGUCAAGAGGAUUCGUGCCACCGUCAACACGCUGGAGCAGAAGAGGCUUCUGAUGGACUUGGACAUUUCUAUGAGGACAGUGGACUGCUUCCACACCGUCACAUUCUACGGUGCCCUCUUCAGAGAGGGGGAUGUCUGGAUCUGCAUGGAGCUCAUGGACACGUCUCUGGAUAAGUUCUAUAAGAAAGUUAUCGAGAAAGGCAAAGACUUCCCAGAGGACAUCCUGGGCAAGAUCACAGUAGCAGUUGUCAAGGCCUUAGAUCAUCUGCACAGUAACCUGUCAGUGAUACACAGAGAUGUGAAGCCCUCCAAUGUUCUGAUCAACACUCAGGGCCAAGUGAAAAUGUGUGACUUCGGCAUCAGUGGCCACCUGGUCGACUCGGUGGCCAAAACAAUGGACGCAGGCUGCAAGCCCUACAUGGCGCCUGAGCGGAUCAACCCCGACCUCAACCAGAAAGGCUACAGUGUCAAGUCAGACAUAUGGAGUCUUGGUAUCACCAUGAUUGAACUGGCCAUAUUGAAAUUCCCCUACGACUCAUGGGGAACCCCGUUCCAGCAGCUCAAACAGGUGGUGGACGAGCCGUCCCCACAGCUGCCUGCCGACCGUUUCUCCCCAGAGAUGGUGGACUUCAUCUCCCAGUGCUUAAGAAAGAAGCCAAAUGAGAGACCAGCUUAUACAGAAUUAAUGCAACAUCCAUUUCUCACCCUGCAUGACUCCAAAGACACAGACGUGGCCAGUUUUGUCAAGGUCAUCCUCAAAGACUGAGGGCCUCCUCCAGGCCCCGGCCCAUCAGGCUAGGCGGGACCUGUUAGCAACCAAACCAAUGUCCUACCUUUUUUCUUUUUCUUCUUUUUUUUUUUUAAAAACUCACUGGAAUGACUCUCACACACAACAGGCGGGCGACCCAAAGACUGACAGCAGCCCAGCAGCACUGGAGAGAGAGAGAGAGAGAGAGAGAUAGAGAUAGAGAGAGAGAGGUGGUAAUAAUAUGAACUCAUACAGUUAAAUCCAACUGGAGAGGUUUAAUUCGCUCCUCCAAGCUUCCUGUGUGUGCAAUUAUUCAACUUGUCAAA